This is a messenger RNA of Cajanus cajan (pigeon pea), 492 nucleotides long. NCBI's taxonomy places the organism in Eukaryota, Viridiplantae, Streptophyta, Magnoliopsida, Fabales, Fabaceae. The record is from RefSeq and is a predicted model, not a curated record.
AUGGAAUCGGUGAAAGAGUCACCUAACCUUCAAGGACUUCAACCAUGCUCUGAUACCAAAAAUGAUGGAACUAGGGUGUUUCCGACUUCACUUAAAGGGGCCGCGCUCAACUGGUACACCCAAUUGCCUGCCGAGUCCAUUGACAGCUUCGGCACCCUAGUCAGGAGGUUCACCGCACAAUAUGCGACGAGCCCACCUCACCAUGUCACUUCAGCCGCCCUGGCCAGUCUCAGGCAAAAUGACGACGAACCACUCCAGGCAUUCAUGGAACGAUUUGUUGCCACCUCGAUCAAGAUCAGAAACCUGAAUCCCGAGGUUCUACAUGCCAUGCUCAUGGCACUCAAGCCCGGACCAUUCGUCAACAGCCUGUGUCGUGAGUCUCCCCGCAACAUGGACGAGCUCCGCGCCCGUGCGACAGGUUACAUCCAGAUGGAGGAACACUCUGACUUCCAUGACCAGGUUCGCGGAAAAGGACCAGCGAAGCCAGAGUAG